This is a messenger RNA of Drosophila subobscura, 1963 nucleotides long. Its product is annotated as protein ORD. The record is from RefSeq and is a predicted model, not a curated record. NCBI's taxonomy places the organism in Eukaryota, Metazoa, Arthropoda, Insecta, Diptera, Drosophilidae.
UUUCUGAGUUAGAACAUGGACAAUGGUAACGUCAAUAAUGUGCUGCGCUUUCUAUCGCUGCACAUCAAAGACUGCCUGGGCUGCAAAGAUGUGAGCGUGUCGUCCCAAUCCAACAACGUGCAUGUGAUACUGUACAGUGCUGAAGAUGCGGAUCAGGCCGGUGGCAUAACUGUCGCCGAGACACCUGUGGCCCAGGCCAUACAGCUAUUGUGCACUCUGGCCUUUCCGGACGAGAAGACCUUAAGCGAGCUGCCGCUGCUGAAGGUGGGACGCGGCAGCGUGUCCCUGCGCUUCCAGCUGUCGCGCAUUGUGGAUGAGGAGGAGGAGGACCCCGAAAGCGAUUUGGACACGACGCCAUGCACCUCAGCGGAGGCAGCCAGGCGGCUCGGGGCUCAAAAGUUGCGCCGCGAGGCACGCAAAAGGGACAAAAUGCAAAAGAAAGGGACGGAAGUGAAGGUCAAGCGACGCUUCGAUAAGCCCACAGCGCUGGAGUGGGUCAGCUAUUCGGUGAAUAGCGGCAAGAGUCUUACAUGCCGUUUGGAAGAGUUUCACGGCCAGUUCUUUGAGGUGGCCCAGUACUCGACCAUCCAUCUGUGGGAUUUGGAGCACAAGUGUUCCGGAAAUUGGCUGCAAAUCAUCCAGGCAGACGCCAAUAGCUACCAAAACUUCCAGACCCCUGACAAUCCGUUCGAGACCUUUGCCAAGCUCUUCGAACGCCAGGUCCUGGACGAAGGGAAUGUCAUAUGCCAAUUGGCACGAUCCUGUGUGACCCUAACCGAGGCUGUGCGACGUUCGGAGCGUGAAUUCGUGUUGCAAGUCUUUAACCAAGUGCGCAGCACAUUCGAGUACAUAACCAUGAAUAAGUACACGGUGUGGUUCCUAGUGCCAGGCCGCCAAGGAGACCAAAUUCUGCCAGAUGGGGAGUUUGACUUCGAUUUGCGUAACGUGCGCACAUCCAUCCGUAUGGCUGGCGAUGACAGGAACAUUUACUGGAGCCAAUCCGAUCACAAUAUCCAGGACUUGCUCAUUAUAUCCUUCCAAUUGGCGCUGAGCUACAGGGCCAAACAGUCGGUGCUGAUUAUCAGCCAUUUGAAAAGGCUGGCCGAGUUCGUGUGCUGGCAGUUUGUCACUGCUUCCUACAUGAACGACAUCUAUGCACGUAAACCCACAGAUUCCAAAUGGGUCUGCAUGCGCUACUUGCAACGUAUUGUGGAAGUCGCCCAGUGUCAUGGCACUAUUGUGCUUAUUGAAUAUCCCAGCUUCCUUAGCCUGCUCUCCGAUGAGCGCCAAGUGAUUAAGUGCAAGAAGAGCGCGGACGAUGAGUCCUGGAAUGUGUGCGUUGAGGAAGCCGACAAAUCCGAGUCCUGCUUGGAACCCUUAAAGGCGGCCAUCAACAUGAACAUUAGCAGUUCCUAGACAAGGAUUCCCCUCAUAUAGCUUUCCAAAUAUGUAUUCCAUUGCUCCGUCUUGUAAUUACACUGCCUGCAACUCCAUUCUUCAGCACAAUUUCAAUUAGGGUUUUGUGGGCUGUCAGUCGGCUGUUUGCCGCACAGCCAGCAAGCCAUCGCCAUCGCCAUCACCAUUCUCAUCCGUAUCCUCCUCGGCAUCCGCAUCCUGGCUGCCGCAACAACUACAACUACAGUGGCAGUCAGUCAAAGGCGCGCGUCAUUUGCUGGCGAAAUGCAUUCUACGUAAACCUAAAAGCAUUUUAAGCUAAAACCCAACGCACAACAACAACCGCUCUCGACCCAGUUAGAAGACCAGGACCAGGGCCGGGAGUUACAGCUGGUUGGCAUGUCAAGGAACGCUGGAACGCUGCUGGAAGGAGCAACUAUCUGGCUGACUUGACUUGACUGAUUGGCGGUUGUUUGCGCAACUUUUCGGCGCCAGAUAUUAGAUUUUAGAAUGUAUCUUCAUAAUAUAAUUAAUAUUGGUAGGGCCAAGACGAACGAACAGAGGGCCG